This is a messenger RNA of Alternaria postmessia, 948 nucleotides long. RefSeq lists its product as uncharacterized. The coding region runs from base 1 to 948 and encodes 315 amino acids. The transcript has 2 exons. Gene Ontology annotation, biological process: RNA processing. The record is from RefSeq and is a predicted model, not a curated record. NCBI's taxonomy places the organism in Eukaryota, Fungi, Ascomycota, Dothideomycetes, Pleosporales, Pleosporaceae. Gene Ontology annotation, molecular function: ribonuclease III activity.
AUGGUUGACGGCCUUAUCGAGCGCACGGAAAUGAUCAGUGGUCAUGUCUUCAAGAACAAGCUGCUAUGUGCAGAAGCCUUGCAGAUAAAGCCACCCGAUUGCCUCUUUCGCGUCGCGGGUGCUGUCCAUCGCGUCGAUAAGAACCAGGCUCUCUCGUUAGUCGGAGACGCUGCCAUGUACGCAGUAUUGGCCAAGAUGUUUUACCAGGCGCGUGACUACCGCGGCAAGCGUCACACCCUUUUGUCUUGGAAUAAUAUGAAGCCUGAUUUGGUCAGCAAUAUGAAACUCGCUGAUCGUGGCUUCAGCCUCGGCCUGGAUCGAGUCAUAAUCAGCAGCCACGCAGGAUCGGCCAGGGAGUCUCCAAACACGGUGGCAGAUGUCUUCGAGGCCAUUAUUGGAGCCAUCUACAUGGACGCCGAAAAUAAUUCAAGUGAGGCUGUUACCCACGCACUUCAGCACAUGGGGUUCUUCGACCACCCCUUAUUCGCCGGAACAUCCGUUGUCCAGCCCAUACUACCAUCCUUGCCUGAUUCUUCUCGAUAUUUGUUUCGUAAGAUUGGCAACACUGUGCCAGAGAAGACGAGCAAGCCCAGAGGCUCUCUGGAUAGUUCCAAGGAUAAGGAUAAUCUUGAAUCCUCCCGUAGGGAAGUUUUAGAAAGUACACUGAAAAGACCAGAUAAUAUAUAUGAUCAAAGCGAAGGGUCAAGGAAAGCUAUUCGAGAUGAGCUACAUGGAGGAAGCCAGCCACAACAGACUCAGCAAACACUACAAAGUCGUUCAAGCCAUGAGGAUGUGCGCAGGGAGACGUACCGCGAUGCCGGCAUUGGGAACAUCGUCACAGUCACAACGACCACGACCACGACCACGACAACAACCACUACAACCCGCCCAGGCGGUACUACCACCGUAGAGCAGCCUCCGCAAGAAGGUACUCGAAAGCUCCAUUGA